AUGGGUUGUGCAGCAGGAAUUGCGGUCCACCCACACCAGGCCCCGAAACCGCCGAAGUCGACACAGCAGGGCCACCAGCUGCCUCCGCAGGUGCCGCAGUUCCUGAUCGAAUCGUCCUGGGACUCUGCAACUUGGAAUUCCGACCUUCCCAGAAGUGUGCCCCAACCACCGAAUCGGAUUCUGCAUGAAAGACACCUCAAGACUUUGAACAAGUUCAAGAAGGAUGUGGAGCUAUGUCCAGGCGUCUUCGCUGACAUCGUUACGAAACGGAGGCAGACGAGUGAGGACGAGUAUGUACCGAUUUAA
Molecule: messenger RNA, 306 nt
Organism: Symbiodinium necroappetens
Lineage: Eukaryota; Dinophyceae; Suessiales; Symbiodiniaceae
Source: the annotation of a GenBank genome assembly